Osmerus eperlanus (European smelt) is the source of this 1853-nucleotide messenger RNA. It is a transcript of the gene pnp6, whose product is annotated as purine nucleoside phosphorylase 6. Gene Ontology annotation, molecular function: purine-nucleoside phosphorylase activity. The transcript has 6 exons. Gene Ontology annotation, biological process: nucleoside metabolic process. Gene Ontology annotation, cellular component: cytoplasm. Lineage: Eukaryota; Metazoa; Chordata; Actinopteri; Osmeriformes; Osmeridae. The record is from RefSeq and is a predicted model, not a curated record. Bases 137 to 1003 code for a protein of 288 amino acids.
CAUCGUCGGACACCCACCGACCACGUCAGACGCAAUAGCCUAUGUGACCUCGUCCGUGUGAUUACGGUUUAAGCUAUAACCAACCCAUCUCUGUCAGCGAGCUGUGUCGAACUGCGGAAUUAAAACCGCUUCAGCUAUGGAUGCUUCAGCCUUCGGCAAGUGCAGUUACAGUUAUGAGGACUACCGCGAGACGGCAGACUGGCUGCUGGCCAACACACAGCUACGCCCCAAGGUAGCCAUCAUCUGUGGCUCAGGCCUGGGGGGCCUGGCGGACCUGUUGGAGAACAGGAACGUAUUUUCUUAUACGGACAUCCCUCGCUUCCCCCACAGCACAGUGGAGGGCCACGCGGGCAAGCUGGUGUUUGGGGAGUUGGAGGGGCGCCAGUGUGUUUGCAUGCAGGGCCGCUUCCACUUCUAUGAGGGCUACAACAUCGCCACGGUGACAUAUCCAGUGCGUGUGUUCUUCCUGCUGGGGGUGGAGACUCUGAUAGUGACCAACGCUGCUGGAGGUCUGAACGCCAGCUUCAACGUGGGCGACAUCAUGCUGAUCAGAGACCACAUCAACAUGCCAGGCUUCGCUGGCCAGAACCCUCUCUGUGGUCACAACGAUGAGAGGUUUGGCGUUCGUUUCCCCUGCAUGUCUGAUGCGUACGACCGUGAGCUGGGCACCGUGGCCCGGAGGACAGCGGAGGAACAGGGUUGUGGCUCCUUCCUCAAGCAGGGCGUCUACUGCAUGCUGGCAGGGCCCACCUUCGAGACCAUCGCUGAGUGUCGCGCUCUGCAGGUCCUGGGGGCGGAUGCUGUGGGUAUGAGCACGGUACCCGAGGUGGUUGUGGCGCGUCACUGCGGCAUGCGCGUGCUGGGCUUCUCCCUCAUCACCAAUAAGGUGGUGACGGACUACGACAGCCAGCAGAAGGCCAACCACCAGGAGGUGCUGCAGACCACCGAGAUGAGGGCCAAGGACCUGCAGAGGCUGGUCAGACACAUGGUGGGCCAGUUAUAGACCUCGCUCACUGGACUGGACCGGAAUAUUUAAUGGUCUGAACUAGAUUAACGAAGCUGGACUGGACCAUGUCUGGCCAUGGCCCUUCAUACAGGCCGUAUUGAUCGCAUGUUUUAGCAGGGUUCAGAUAAAUGGGGCAUUGUGUAAUGGAUUAGUAGUUUUUGUGAUAACAGGGUAGAGUCAGGAUGAGGUACUACUCAGAUCAGGGUGCUGGAAGGAGAGGAGAGUGGCUAGUGAAAGACAGCUUUGUGGGCAUGCCUAGAGUAGCACACUGCAUGGAUUGGGCUAACAUUAACAUAACGAGGCUAGUUAGUACAAUACAUGCGGAAUAUGCCUUGGUGAGAGAAAAACUCCUUACCACAGAGAAGCUGAAUGUACCUCAGGGAGCAGGGAUAGAAUGUUUUACACAGGGACAUUCCGGUCUUACAUGCCUUAGUUCUGAUUAAGAAUUAUGGUUUAUUAUAAACAAUGGUGGCAUUGAUUUCAUAUUUUUAUAACUAUAUUUUAUUAAUAGCAUGUAUGAUGUCAAUCUUAUGAACCAACAGUAAAUAUAAGAUUAAUAUCUGAUUUAUGAGAGUUUAUCUAAAAUAUUUAAACGUCCUUGGGUUAUUUUAAUAUAUAUGUGUGUGAUGUAUGUUGAAGGGAUGUCAUGUGUUCACCUGUCACAAAGUUCACACAAUGUCUUCAGGAAGUGACUGUACCUGAAUGGAACAGAUGGGAGAGUUAUUAUUAUUGUCUGGGCUUUAACUUAAGGUGCUGUACAAACACAUCAUUCUCAGUCAAGGCUGUGGUUUCCUGUGUGUUAUGUAUACGUAAUUCUGAAAUAAAACCAUAAAUAACAUGUACAAUA